UAUUCGGAUUUUGUGGUUGAGCCAACCAAGUACAUUACAAAGCAACAGUCUGCUUGAGGCUUGUCCAGGGAUACUUGAGCUUUAUAGUGAAUAGAUUGGAUCGUCUCCAGAUCGUUGGAGGGGUAGGACUUUGUAGACAAAGAAAAUCCCUGCAAUUCUAUAGAACUAGCUAGGAUAGCUGGGUUACGUUCUACUUCCUAAAAGGUAGGUGAGUCGUUAUAACAUCUUAACAUGUGUAAGCAUCGAUUGACAAUGGGGUUAUAUUUACUUGGAGUACAUAGAGAAGUACUUUAAUACCUACCUACCUUGGUAUCUUUCUAGAUAAUGCAUGUAUGUACUGGCCUCCCAACGCGCCUCUUGCCUAUAUAGCUCUCUAGGCACAAUAGCGGCGGGGUUGCAAGGGACGAUAGACGGGCUGUAAAUGUGCCUGCGUUGAGUAGCCUCACAUAAACCAAUUCGUUACAUUUAUAUCCACUACUACCACUUACCUACGAUAUCGUAAUCUCAUGCCAUUUACAUGCCACUCAAUUAGACGAUAAGUAAAAAGAAAUAACUUGCCUCUGAUAACCCGCCCAAUUAGAAAAGAUGGAACCUACAAAGGUACCAGACUUCGACGACCUACCGAAAGUCCCAGACAUGCCCCAAGGAUGCGCAUGGGGCGUAUUCGACAAGGACGGAAAGAAAGAUCUCUUAGGCACACUUAAUAUCCUAACUCCGACCGUGGUUAAGGCCGCGUUCAGUGAGGCGCGGGAUGGCGUGUCGAUCUCUUUGAAUUGGCCGCUGAAUGGAAUACCGUUCCCUCUCCCGGGAAGAGGGCAACCUACCCACAAACAGGUGACGCUGCGCGAGUCAGGCAUCUCCGAGGGAACGGGGUGGGACGACGAGAUUACGUUUAAUACUCAGAUUAGCAGUCAAUGGGAUAGUCUGAUUCAUUGGCAACACCAACCCUCAGGUCUGGCGUAUAAUGGCAUUUCCGUCAGUAAGGAAGCGCUAGGCGUCCCGCAUACCGCAGCGAAUACGAUGCCGACUCUAGACCAUUGGCACGCGGCCGGCGGCGUCGUCGCGCGGGGUGUACUCAUCGAUUUCAAGUCCUGGGCCGAAGUGCGUGCACGCGCCGAAGGUAAGACCGGGGAAGCCGCUACGUUCCACCCGCUCGACGGGCACCGUAUCACAGUCGCCGAGCUAGAGGCCGUGGCCAAGGAUCAGGGUGUUGAGUUCCGACCCGGGGAUAUCCUCGUCGUACGAACUGGUCUCACCGAAAUCUUACAAGCCCCACGUCCGGAAGACUUGGCCAAAUUACAGACCCAGAAGAUCGCGGGUGUGCAUGGUGUGUUGGAGUCUGCGAAGUGGAUUUGGAAUAAGCAUUUUGCGGCUGUCGCGGGUGAUUCUUGGGCUUUCGAGGCAUUGAUGCCGUUGAAGGAGGAUGGAAAUGUGGGCGGUCCUACGGAUCUUUAUCUCCAUUCUUGGUUAUUAUCGAUGUUCGGCAUGCCGAUCGGUGAGCUUUGGGACUUGAAGGCGCUAUCGGAACACUGUAAGGCAACGGAACGGUACAGCUUCUUGCUCACGUCAGUGCCGUUGAAUAUUCCUGGGUUAAUCGGAUCCCCGCCGAAUGCGUUGGCGAUUUUCUAAGCUAGAAAUGAGUAUAAUGACGACGAUG
Molecule: messenger RNA, 1657 nt
Organism: Hypoxylon trugodes
Lineage: Eukaryota; Fungi; Ascomycota; Sordariomycetes; Xylariales; Hypoxylaceae
Exons: 3
Coding region: 586-1629 (347 amino acids)
Molecular function (GO): arylformamidase activity
Source: RefSeq, a predicted model, not a curated record